Molecule: messenger RNA, 8685 nt
Organism: Talaromyces marneffei
Lineage: Eukaryota; Fungi; Ascomycota; Eurotiomycetes; Eurotiales; Trichocomaceae
Exons: 4
Coding region: 1-8685 (2894 amino acids)
Biological process (GO): fatty acid biosynthetic process; secondary metabolite biosynthetic process
Molecular function (GO): 3-oxoacyl-[acyl-carrier-protein] synthase activity; fatty acid synthase activity
Source: RefSeq, a predicted model, not a curated record
AUGACUCUUAGGCAGAGUGAGCCAAUUGCCAUUGUAGGCAGCGCCUGUCGCUUCGCUGGGGAAGCUAGCUCUCCAUCCAAGCUCUGGGAUAUCCUGAAAGAACCCAGAGAUCUUCGUCGCGAAGUUACAGAUCGCUUCAAGAUCAAAAGCUUUUACCAUCCAGAUUCAUCACAUCACGGACACAGCAACGUUACGCAUGCAUAUCUGCUAGAUGAAGACCUUGGCGGCUUCGAUGCCGAGUUCUUUGGUGUAAAACCCGUUGAAGCUAAGGCUAUCGAUCCCCAACAGCGUCUUCUUAUGGAAGUCGUAUAUGAGGGAUUGGAAUCAGCCGGUAUGGAUAUGAAUGGACUACGUGGAAGUGACACUGGUGUCUAUGUCGGAGUAAUGGUGGGCGACUACGGAACAAUGACUUUGCGCGAUAUGGAUCAAAGUCCCACAUACUAUGCCACUGGUACUGGAAGAAGCAUUCUCUCAAACAGAGUCUCUUACUUCUUUGAUUGGCAUGGUCCAUCCAUAUCCAUUGACACUGCGUGCUCAUCCAGUCUUAUCGCAGUUCACAUGGCUGUGCAGUCUCUCCGAAGCGGUGAAAGUCGCAUGGCGGUUGCAUGCGGUUCAAAUUUAAUCUUGGGACCUGAAAACUUUAUCAUAGAGAGCAAAUUAAAAAUGCUUUCCCCUGAUGGCCGCAGUCGCAUGUGGGACGAAGGCGCCAAUGGCUAUGCUCGUGGUGAAGGUGUAGCCUCUAUCGUCCUUAAGACCCUUAGUGCUGCACUUGCGGAUGGAGAUCAUAUUGAAUGCAUUAUCCGGGAAACCGCCACAAACCAAGACGGUGCCACUGACGGCAUUACAAUGCCUAGUGCAGCUGCCCAGGAGUCCUUGAUUCGCUCUAUCUAUACACGCGCAGGACUAGAUUUGCAAUCCCCCAUCGAUCGACCACAUUAUUUCGAAGCCCAUGGAACUGGUACCCCAGCUGGAGACCCAAUCGAGGCACAGGCCAUCCACAACGCUUUCUACGGUUCUUCCAAGGGAAACCUACAACUUAACAGUGACUGCCAACCUCUUUACGUUGGAUCUAUCAAGACUGUGCUUGGGCAUACUGAGGGUACGGCAGGUAUUGCAGCUGUUCUCAAGGCAUCCGAAGCUAUCCGACGUGGGACCAUACCUCCAAACAUGUUAUUUAACUCCCUUUCGGAUCGCGUGAAGCCAUUCUACAAGGGAUUGGAGAUCCCUGUUGCUGCUAAGCCCUGGCCACAACUUGCUAUAGGUCCACGAAGGGCUAGCGUAAACAGCUUCGGUUUUGGCGGCUCAAACGCCCAUGCUAUUUUGGAAAGUUAUGACAAUACCGCUUCCUCGAGCAGUAAAACAGUGUUUGGUCCUCUUGUAUUUUCUGCUUUAUCAGAGAAGUCCUUGCGCUGCUCCCUGUCAGCAUACGCGGAAUAUUUGACCAACGAAGGAGACUCCCUCAACAUAGCAGACCUCGCGUUUACCUUGCGCCAGCGACGUACUGCUUUCCCUUACCGUGCCUCAAUUGCAGCUUCAUCGAUUGGAGAUCUCAAAGCUAAAUUGAUCGCUAAAUUGAAAGACGAAGACACUCCAGUGGGCAUCAAAGCCUUGCCGAAAUCCAAACAUGGCGUUGCAAAAGUGUUGGGCAUAUUUACCGGGCAGGGAGCUCAAUAUGCUCGCAUGGGCGCUGAACUGAUAGAGAACAAUGAGGUGGCGCGAGAAAUUAUUCGGGAGAUGGAAAAUCAUCUUGCUGCGCUGCCGUCAAAAGACCGCCCUACCUGGUCGCUCGAGCGAGAGAUUCUAGCUGCUCCCGAGACAUCCCGUGUUAGCGAGGCCGUGUUGUCUCAGCCAUUGUGCACUGCGAUUCAAGUUCUGCUGGUUGAUAUCCUUCGUAUGGCUGGUAUUGAAUUCGAUGCAGUCGUUGGACACUCUUCCGGUGAAAUUGCGGCUGCGUAUGCUGCCGGAUUUCUAACGGCGAGGGAUGCUAUCUACAUUGCCUACUAUCGUGGUUUGCAUGUUCAAUUUGCAGCCAGCCCCACUGGCCGCAGCGUGAAAGGCGCCAUGGUUGCAGUAGGUAGCUCAAAAGAAGACAUGGAUGAGCUAUGUGCGGAUGAGAUGUUCCAAGGACGUAUCAGCAUCGCUGCUAACAAUUCGACAUCGAGUGUGACCGUUUCUGGUGAUCAAGAUGCCAUUGCUGAGCUUCAAGACAUCUUGGAUGAUGAGAAGAAGUUCAACAGGAAGCUCCGUGUUGACACCGCAUAUCACUCCAACCAUAUGCUGGCCUGCGUUAAGCCAUACAUUGAGUCACUCCGUCGUUGUGGAAUUUCUCCACAGAAGCCAAAUACAAAAUGUGUAUGGUACUCAAGUGUUUACAACAAGCUUGUCGACCACGAUAUGGCUCUUGGGGAUGUCUACUGGGCGGACAACAUGGCGAAACCCGUAUUGUUUUAUGAUGCUCUCGUGACUGCGCUUGCGUCCAACUCGUAUGACUUGGCAAUGGAAGUCGGCGCACAUCCAGCUCUGAAGGGGCCUGGUACGCAGACCAUCCAAGAGGUUCAGGGUAAGGAUAUACCUUAUAUCAGCCUUCUCACCCGCGGAACAAGUUCCCUGGAAGCUUCUGCAGCAGGACUAGGUUACUUAUGGUCUCACCUUGAUAAAUCAUUGGUGGAUCUCAAUGACUACGAAGUUGCGAUGCUUGGAGGUAAAAAGUGCUUCCAGGUCCUCAAAGGUCUUCCUAGCUAUCAAUGGAAUCAUGAACGCAGUUACUGGCAUGAGACCAGAAUGUCACGAAAGAUCUACCAGACUCAAGAGCCAUUCCACCCAAUGCUGGGCCACCUCACUCCGGACAGUGCCCCUCACCAGAUGAUUUGGAAGAACCUUCUCCGGGAGAAUGAGAUGUAUUGGCUUGCUGGACACAAGGUUCAGAGUCAAACCGUUUUCCCAGCGGCAGGUUACCUGUCCUCAGCUAUGGAAGCAUCUAGUCAUCUUGCGGAGUCUGUGAACGAAGCUAUUCGCCUGAUAGAGAUCAAGAACUUUGUCAUUCACCAAGCAAUUGCAUUCGACCAAGAUCAUCCAGAUAUCGAGGUUUUGAUCCAAAUGGCUAACGUUAAACAUGAGCGGAAAUCCAAUCGUAUUCUAGCAACUUUCACCUACUCAGCUGUUCUGAGUGCUGUUGCUGAGGACUUCACGUUGGCAGCAAGCGGAGACGUUGAGAUCUUGUUGGGAGAGCCUUCAGCAUCCCUUUUGCCAACACGUCCACCACCACUUUCACACGUUAUUGACGUUGAGACUGACAACUUCUAUAAUGCGUUGGCCGAUCUGGGUUACAAUUUUAGCGGUCGAUUCCGUUCCUUGUCUUCCCUUCACAGAAAGCACUACCGUGCUACGUGUCUUGUGAAGAUGCAACCACUUAGCGAGGGUGAAUUCCCCUUAUUGAUUCAUCCAACAGAACUUGAUGCCGUACUGCAGUCCAUCAUUUUGGCUUACAGCUAUCCGUAUGACGAACAAUUACGUACUAUUCACUUACCCACUUCUAUUCAGCGGAUUAGAAUCAACCCAGCACUUUGUAAUGCAACUGCCUGGCAGCAAGGAGAAUUUGCUCCAGUGGACUCGGCUAUUGUUCCUCGAAAGCCAGAUGAGAGGGGUAUUACUGGGCACGUCCAACUCUAUUCAUAUGCAGACCAACAUGCUGCCAUUCAGGUCCAAGGAGCAAGCUUCAUGCCCUUUGGUGGUAGCACGGCGGAAGCCGACCGCAAGGUCUUUUCCAGAGUGGAUUGGAUUAGCGAUCGAUUGGACGGUGAAACAGCAGCUCUUGAUAUUCCUCUCGGAGGGAGCCACCGCAACAUGGUCAUUAUGCUAGAGAGAAUUGCGACCUUCUACCUCCGAAAAUUCCACAAGGAAGUGCCUCCUGACCAUCCCAUCAGAUCCGAGUUCACCACUAAAUGGUAUCUCAACUACGCCCGGUAUAUCACGGAUAUGGUAGAGAGCGGAAAGCACAAAUGGGCUAAGAAAGAGUGGCUGAAUGACACCCUUGAAGACGUCAAAAAUUGCAGCAAGGACUUCGCUCACAUUCCCGAUGUCCAGAUCAUGCAUCUCGUGGGAGAACAAAUGCCACAUGUAUUUGCAGGCAAGACCACGAUUCUCGAACAUUUCCGGGCAAACGACAUCCUUGAUCGUUACUACGCAACUGGUUUCGGAUUGAGAGAAUCCGGCCAAUGGGUUAGUCGAACAGUGAAGCAACUUGUUGAACGCUUCCCACAUAUGAAUAUUCUUGAAGUUGGUGCUGGAACUGGUGGCGCCACGAAAGCUAUAUUCCGGGAGAUCGGUUCAAGCUUCAAAUCCUACACAUACACGGAUAUCUCAGCGGGCUUUUUCGGAAAUGCUGCUGGCAUUUUCUCCCAACAUAGAGACCGUAUGAUCUUCAAGACGUUUAAUGCCGAGAACGACCCAUUAGAUCAAGGUUUCGUUGAAGGUUCUUACGAUCUUAUCGUCGCUUUUUUCGUCAUUCAUGCUACUAGCGACCUGGAGAAAUCUCUACGCCAUAUCCGUCGUCUCCUCAAGCCAGGUGGUUUCCUUGUCGUUGGUGAAGGUCAGGAAGGUAUGAAUGGUGUAGCUAGCAGUGGUUUCAUCUUCGGCACUCUUCCUGGCUGGUGGCUUGGUACUGAUACCGGUCGUGAACUAUCACCUCACGUUUCUCCACAAGGAUGGGUUGAGCUCCUUCAUAAGACUGGCUUCGGCGGUGUUGAGUCUCAUUCCCCGGACUCUUUCGAAGAUGUGCUCAAUGUUUUCCACUUUUCAGCACAAGCUGUUGACGAUGAGGUCAGCUUCUUACGAAAUCCUCUUUCGACAAGUUCUUGGAAGCCAACUCCCAUCGAAAAGUUGGUCAUCGUUGGUGGUAAAACUCAACGAAGUGCCCGCCUUGUGGAACCCCUGAAGUCGCUUCUGAGACCGUAUGCUGAUCAAAUGUUCUCUUACUCUUCACUACUUGAUGUCGACUUUGAUGUGGUUGACGCUGACUCGACGGUGCUGAGCUUGACGGAAUUGGACCAUCCCGUCUUCAAAGACAUCUCUGCGGAGACUUUCAUGGGCUUGAAACAAAUGUUUGAGUCAGGAAAAACCCUCCUCUGGGUGACAAGCGGUCGUCGUGGUGACGAGCCAUAUUGCAACAUGACUGUUGGAUUUGGUCGAACAGCGCAGCAUGAAACUCCUGAUUUGAAUCUUCAGCAAUUGGAUCUUGAAGAUCCAGAAAAUGCAAGCGCCGAGGCGGUCGCAGAGAUUUUACUCCGCUUUCAUGUUACAAAGAACAAGAAGGAGGAACAUCUCUGGAAUCCUGAGCCUGAGUUGAUUAUUGCCAAGGAUGACUCUCGUCUUGUCACGCGAUUGAAGCCCAUAUCUGAGCUCAAUGAUCGAUACAACUCAGCACGACGACUCAUCACUCGGGAGCAGCCAAUUACAGGGCAAAGUCUUACUUUGACUUUCAGUGACAGUGGCUGCUCCAUCAAGAAUCAAUCAAAAUAUGAGGUCGAGUUGCUGGAGCACAACAAUCCCGAUGGUCUUAUUCAUUUCCAGACUUCACAUGCCGUUCUUUCUGCCCUGAAAACCCCUGCAGGCUUCAAAUACCUUGUAUCUGGUUCGCAGGAAGGAAGUGAUACUUCCUACCUCACACUUGUCUCAUCACUAUCCUCAACUACUAGGGCUCAAUUGGGAUCCGCUCUCACUUACAAUAACGCCACUAUUGCAAGUGUAGAGUUGCUGACAAAGGUUGCCGCUCAUCUUAUCGCCCAAAAUAUUGUUGGACCUCUCUACAACGGUCAGACUUUACUGAUCCACAACGCCGCUGUUGGUGUCGCCGAGGCAAUUGAGAACCUAGCUUGCGAGAAAGGUGUUCAUGUCGUCUACACGUAUGACUUUUCAGCCGAGGAGGUUCCUAACAACUGGAUAAAACUUCACGACUAUCUCAGCACUCCAGAUGUUCAAGAAAUCUUGCUCGCUGAACCCGCUUCAUUCGUCAGCUUUACGGAGAUUGAUAUCACUGAGAAUGAGAAUACCUUGAUCUCCACUCUUUCCAAGGACUGCCUAAUCAUGACAGCUAAGAUGUUAUAUUCUUUGAGUGCAUCUCCUUCUCACAUUGCAGUUCCUCCAGCUCUCAAAGAAAACCUAUCUAAGGCCCUCCAAUACGCUCAAAGUGGAUCUGGCUCAGCAACGUUAGGCGAGUCUGUCAAUCUCGAAAUUCUGGCUCGGGAAAGAAGACCUUCGCAGCCGUUGACUAUAAUUGAGUGGAAGGCAGACUCUCCAUUGCCGGUUCAACAGACCCGCUUGGACUCUACUACCAUGUUUAAGGGUUCGGAUAGUACAUAUUGGAUUGUCGGCAUGUCCGGAGCGCUAGGUCUUUCUCUUGCUGAUUGGAUGAUUAGCAAGGGUGCCAGGAACGUCGUUCUGACAAGUAGGAACCCCGAUGUUGCGCCAGAAUGGCUAGCUGCCCACAAACGGAGAGGGGCCACCGUUGCUGUUUUUGCUUGCAAUGUUACGAAUGAGAAAGGCAUGCAUGACGUUCAUCGUCAAAUAAAGGAGACCCUACCGCCCAUUGUUGGAGUUAUGAAUGGAGCUAUGGUGUUGCGCGACGUAUCCAUACGCAAUAUGUCUUACCAAGAGCUCACCGAUGUCUUGAAUCCCAAGGUUAUUGGUAGUAUCAUUCUUGAUAAGAUGUUCUACACCACAGACCUCGACUUCUUCGUUUUUGUGUCAUCUAUCAACUGUGUCAUCGGAAACUUGGGCCAAGCCAACUAUGCAGCAGCCAACACAUUCAUGUGCGCUCUUGCAGCACAGCGACGAAAGAGAGGGCUUCGCGCAGCCACUGUUAACGGCGGAGCCAUCAUCGGCGCUGGAUACAUGGAGCGUGAAUCUCGCAAAGCCUUAGAUAUGAUCGUACAGAAACUGCAGAUGAUGCGUCUCUCAGAGGAGGAUUGGAACCAAACUAUUUGUGAAGCCAUUGAUGCUAGCCGCUUGGAAUCACCGUACGGACCAGAAAUCACAGCUGGUCUCUCAGACGUUCCGUUCGACAUUCCUAAUGCUCCAUAUUGGUUCUUGAACCCGAAGUUCUCCUCUUUCAUCAUCCAGAGUCAGAAGGCAGUAUUGGUUGAUGAUAAGGAGAAGUCUACACUCUCAGUCAAGGAGCAAGUACAGCAGUGUCAAACCAUGGAUCAGGUCCGAAAGAUUAUUGAACACGCAUUUGCUAGCCAAUUACGCAAAGUUCUUCAAGUUACAACCUCUGAUGAAGAGAUUAUGGAGGCCGAGGGUGCUGAAAUCGGCCUUGACUCUCUUGUUUCCGUUGACAUUCGCUCGUGGUUCUUGAACACUCUUCAAGUUAGCAUUCCCGUUUUGAAAAUCAUGGGUAAUGAACCGAUGUCAAGCCUUGUCUCAUAUGCAUUGACCGCACUGCCUGCUGAAUUCGUUCCUGGAUUGAGUGGUUGUCAAGAAGAUGGGACAGCUGAUAGCACGAGCGAAAGCUCUCCUGACAUUGGUGCAGACUCGAAGAUGGAAUCCCACCCCACUACAGUAGUCACAACUCCAGACCGCAAGGCUUCACCUGAUGGGUACAAGCCAGACUUCCGAACAAUGGAUAUUGAUUGGCAAGCAGAAGCUCGCCCUCCAGUGGCAGAAUUGGACAAGCUGGCUGCGGUCACUGGGCUAAACCCUGCAAAUCCACCCAAUGUCAUCGUUCUCACAGGUGCAGCAGGUCUCUUGGGACACCAUUUGCUCAAUUACUUCUUGGAGAACACACCUGCCCGCAAAAUCCAUUGUCUUGCUGUUCGCAAGUUGUCCACUCGCCUAGCGAACAACGAGCUUCCAGUCAACCCGCGCGUUAUCUACCAUGAAGGAGAUCUUACUUUGCCUCUCCUUGGUCUAUCUGAAAAGGAGGCUGCCGAAAUCUUCUCAGAGGCUGAUGUUGUGAUACACAAUGGCUCGGAUACAUCACAUUUGAAGUUCUUCCCUGACAUGCGUACCGCCAACUGCGGGUCAACGAGGGACCUUACUCGUCUUUGCCUACCGCGCCGUAUUCCAUUUCACUAUGUGUCCUCAGUUGGUGUUUGUGUCUUGUACAGCCAGCCUGCCUUCCCACCAGUCCCAGUGACUGGUCCAGACUCAAUGCUACCGGCCCCAGAUGGCACUUUUGGAUACAUGUGCUCGAAGUGGGUUAAUGAACGUUUCCUUGAACAGGUGCAUGAUAUAUACGGCCUACCAGUCUAUAUCCAUCGUCCAUCAACUAUUAUCCGUGAGGGUGACGACGCGACCAAUGCUCGAGCCGAGCUUGACUGGGUGAAUGCACUACUUCACUACGCAAAGAAGAUCAAGGCUGUUCCCCACGUGAAGCACAACCGUGGUGCUCUUGAUCUCGUCUCCAUCAAGACAGCGUGCAGCGACAUACUCAACGCAGUCCUGGACAUCAGCAACCCAGUGGACGUUGUUUAUACUCACGAAGUUGGCGAUAUUGUUUUGCCACUGAAUGACCUAAAGAGAAUCGCUCCCGAGAAUGAAAAACCAUUCGAUGUGCUACCUCUUGAGGACUGGAUUCAAAAGGCCGUUUCCGCUGGUCUUCAUCCUGCUAUUGCCACCCUCAUUGAGAUCAUGGAUACCCCUGGAGCCCAAGACUACCCCAGACUUCUUAAGACCGUUCCAUCUGCUUGA